AUGUCAGCUGGUAAAUAUUUAUUAGGAACCGCAGCAAUUAUUGGUGGGGUUUGGUAUUAUGAUCAAAAUGUUCAACGUAUUUUACCAAGACAAGAACAUAAAGAAUUAGCUCAUCAAACUCAAAAAAUUGAUCAACAAGUUUCAAAUUUAAAUAAUAAAAUUACAAAUAAAAUUGAUGAAGCUAAAACUAAAAUUAAUAGAAAAUCUGAUUCAAUUAAUGAUCAAGUUAAACAAUCUGAUGCAUAUAAAAAUUUAAAAAAGGAUGAAAAAGAGUAUAAAUAUUUUGUAAAAGAUGCUACUACUCCUCGUGAUGAAAAAUCAAUUUUUACUUUAGGUAUGCAAAGAUAUAUUGAUUUUAUAAAUUGUUUAGGAGAAGGUAAAGUUAAAACUGGUGAAACUCAAUAUAGUUCAAUGGGUGAAUUACCUGAAGUUAAAGAAGAACCCAUUUUUGGUAAUUGGUUUGGAAAAGCUGAUAAUAAAGUAGAUGAAGCAAAGGCUAAAGCUCAAGCUGAAAAGGAUAAAUGGACUUCUUGGGGUUCAAAAAAAGCUGAUCAAGCUCAAAAUGAAGCUGAAAAAAACAAAAAUAAAUUAAUCAAUUGGGGUCAAGAUAAAGCUGAUCAAGCUGAACAUGAAAAAAAUAAAUGGACUUCUUGGGGUUCAAACAAAGCUGAUGAAGCAAAAGCUCAUGCUGAAGGUAAACAAAAUGAAUGGAGCAAUUGGGCUUCUGAAAAAGUUGAAGGUGUAAAAGAUGAUGCUGAAAGACAAAAAGAUAAAUUAGUUAAUUGGGGUAAAGAAAAAGCUGAUGAAGCUGAAGCCAAAAAGAAUGAAUGGACUUCAUGGGGUCAAAAGAAAGCUGAUGAAGCAGAUGCUGAAAAGAAUAAAUGGACAGCUUGGGGAUCUAAAAAAGCCGAUGAAGUUCAAAAUGAUGCUGAAAAGAAUAAAAAUAAAUUAAUUAAUUGGGGUAAAGAUAAAGCUGAUGAAGCAGAAGCCGAAAAAAAUAAAUGGACUUCAUGGGGUUCAAAAAAAGCUGAUGAAGCUCAAUACGAUGCUGAAAAAAACAAAAACAAAUUGAUCAAUUGGGGUCAAGAUAAAGCAGAAGAUGCUAAAGCUGAAGCUGAACACCAAAAGAAAUCAUGGUUCAAUUGGGGUAACAAAAAAGCUGAUGAAGCUCAAAAAGAACUUGAUAAAAACACAAAUGAACUUCAAAAAUAUGCAGAUGAUACUCAAAAAUGGGCAGAUGAAAAAUUAAACGCUGCAUCAAAUGAAUUAAAUAAACAAUAUGAAUCAUCAAAACAAGAAUUUAAUAAACAAUAUAAUAAUUUAGAAAAACAAUUUAAUGAUAGAUAUUCAAUAGAAAAAGAAAGAGCUUUAAAAUCUUAUGAAGAUGCUAAAAAGAAAUUUGAAUCAUUAAGUCAAAAUAUAACUAAUGAUCCUAAAAAAAAUGAACAAUUAAAUAAAGCUAAAAAUGAUUUUUAUAAUUCUUUAGAACAUUUAAAAGUUUAUGGUGAUGAUGUUUAUAAUGAUGUUAAAAAGACUUUAGGUGAUUUAUUUAAAUAA
Messenger RNA from Lodderomyces pseudojiufengensis, 1557 nucleotides. RefSeq names its product Csp37p (gene CSP37). Bases 1 to 1557 code for a protein of 518 amino acids. The record is from RefSeq and is a predicted model, not a curated record. The transcript has a single exon. NCBI's taxonomy places the organism in Eukaryota, Fungi, Ascomycota, Pichiomycetes, Serinales, Debaryomycetaceae.